ACAAAUCACCAAAGUGACGCAAAAGAUGUUCAACGCUACAGAGGACAUGCUGACUUACACCAGCGUCAUCACGGGCGGCAUUGGGAAGAUACGGAAUAUUUCAGCUUGGAUCAACAUGAACUCGUCAGAAUUUGACGGCAAUAACUCAGACCGACCAACGCAACUACUAGAAGACUUCUUCAGACGAAUGCAGCAGAAAAACGUUUGGACCAAUGUUGCUUUAGCUAUAGUAUUUAGUGCUAUUGUUUUAGUGUCGAUAUUUGGUAAUAUGAUGGUUGUUUAUGUAAUCGUGCGGAACCGGAGGAUGCAUACCGUGACUAACGUGUUCGUCACAAACUUAGCAGUCGCAGAUUUACUUAUUACAUUUUUGAAUAUUCCUUUCAAUAUUGGGAGGUACAUUCUAGACGAUUGGCCGUUUGGGGACGAGAUGUGCCACGUCAUUAACUUUGUUCAAACUGUUUCUGUAUACGCCUUUACAUUUACACUGACUAGCAUUGCCUUAGAUCGGCAACAGGUCAUUAUGUACCCCCUUAGUCCGAGAAUAAGUACGCGGCUGGCAUUCAUCAUCAUUGGGGCAAUUUGGCUAACAGCGUCGCUCUUAUCGGUGCCGUUUGGCAUGUGGUACGGUCUGGAGACGAUGAACUUAUAUUUCAAACAAUCGCUUCGAUGUACAAAAAUCUUUCCUUCAAAGGAUAUAGAGAGGUAUAUUUAUCUCGUGACAGCCAUCACGCAAUAUUGUAUCCCGCUCAGCGUCAUAACGGUGGCUUACGGUCGGAUUGCCCAGCGCUUAUGGGUUCGGGUACAGCUUGGCGACGUGACAGAAGAGCAACAGCUGUCACAUAUGCGAUCAAAAAAGAAAACCAUCAAGAUGCUCAUCGCUGUUGUAUUAGUUUUCGCCAUUUCUUGGCUACCGUUGAAUAUUUACUACCUAGUCAUACAAUUUCCGCCUUCAUCAAGCCAUAAUAUCAUGCAUUCUGGAAAGGCUGUCUUCACGUGUUACUGGAUUGCUAUGUCAAGUGUGAGCGUCAACCCGUUUAUUUAUUGUUGGUUCAACGAGGCCUUUAGGGUCGAGGUUAUCAAUAAAUUCCGCUGUUUUGUGCGCCAACGGCGGCGGAUACACCCUGGGUACGAGAUUGACGGUAUAUUAUUUCGAUCCGACCAAGUUAGGUCAAGGUCAUUACGCCAGGUGCAUACAAGCACAUUGUUCAACAACGGAAGAGCCAUGCGAUCAACAGCCAAACGCCCGACCCAAUCAGAACGCAGGCAAUACAACCACCUACAUCACCUUACCAGAAUGCUACCAAGCUUUAAAUCGAAAACUCCCGAGGAGAGAGAAAAACUGAAAUGUGACAAUUUUCUCGCGAACGGAUUUAAACACAAUGAAUCAUCAAUUCGGGCAAUAGCUGAACAUCCAUCAGAAGACAUCCAUAAGUCUGAUGACGAGUCAUACGAUUUGGAACAAGGGAACAAUGCCUUGAAAUCAGAGAUGGAGGAAAUACAGAUUGUUAUCACCGACUUAUCGGAUACUGGGGGUGCUGCGGCUAAUAACAGCUUCUAG
Molecule: messenger RNA, 1558 nt
Organism: Lineus longissimus
Lineage: Eukaryota; Metazoa; Nemertea; Pilidiophora; Heteronemertea; Lineidae
Product: G-protein coupled receptor 83-like
Exons: 1
Coding region: 26-1558 (510 amino acids)
Biological process (GO): neuropeptide signaling pathway
Cellular component (GO): plasma membrane
Molecular function (GO): neuropeptide Y receptor activity
Source: RefSeq, a predicted model, not a curated record